This is a messenger RNA of Scheffersomyces coipomensis, 693 nucleotides long. RefSeq lists its product as uncharacterized. The transcript has 2 exons. Gene Ontology annotation, biological process: protein ubiquitination. NCBI's taxonomy places the organism in Eukaryota, Fungi, Ascomycota, Pichiomycetes, Serinales, Debaryomycetaceae. The record is from RefSeq and is a predicted model, not a curated record. The coding region runs from base 88 to 693 and encodes 201 amino acids. Gene Ontology annotation, molecular function: ubiquitin protein ligase activity. Gene Ontology annotation, cellular component: cytoplasm.
AAAAAAAAAAACACAAGUUGAAUCGAAAAUUGUAGUGAGAUUUCAACUAUUUGAUAACGAUUUAUUCUAGUUAAGAGGACUACAACCAUGUCUACAUACGAAGAUGAUCACAAUAUAGCGAAUUCCAACCGUCAAUCUCCUCAACCUCAACCGAGAUCAAGACAACAUCAAUCAUUAUCAUCAAUCAUUCAAUCCUUCUUAACUCAAGAAAAUACAGGAGUAGUAAGUGAAGUCCCCAGUGAAGAAAUCGUCAGCAAUGCAUUACGAAUGUUAAAUGAAGAAAAUGGAUCAGAAGUAGUUGAACAAUUAUUAUCUCAAAUUGAUACUGAGAAUUUAGAUUUACCCCAUUCUAAAAAAAUCAAAGGAGUUGAACAAGAAUUCAUUGAUGCUUUACCUCGAGUUGAUUUGAAAAAACUUAAACCAGAUGCUGAUUGUCCCAUCUGUACUAAUAAAUUCGUCGAUAAUAAAUAUCCUUUGAUUGUAAAAUUACCUUGUCUUCAUACUAAAGUGGAUCAUAUAUUUGAUUUAGAAUGUAUUGGUCCUUGGUUAAAAUUUAAUUCAACCUGUCCAUUAUGUAGAUUUGAUGUAUUGGAGGCUGAUAAAUUUAGACGUGAGAAACUUGCUGCUGAAUUGAAACGAUUAGAAGAGGAAGAUGAAGAAGAAGAAGAUGAUGAUUGGCAGAAUUAUGGAUAA